This is a messenger RNA of Paramormyrops kingsleyae, 1762 nucleotides long. Its product is annotated as probable G-protein coupled receptor 160. Lineage: Eukaryota; Metazoa; Chordata; Actinopteri; Osteoglossiformes; Mormyridae. Gene Ontology annotation, cellular component: plasma membrane; signaling receptor complex. The record is from RefSeq and is a predicted model, not a curated record.
GCCAAAGACCAAUAAAAGAGAGCGUGUUGUGUCGGGUGCCGCAGAUGAGCCUGUCUGCUGCCGUCUCAGCUCACCACAUGCCAGAACUGAAGUUUGAGGCGUCAUAGGAUGAGAGGACAGCGAGCGGAAUGACCGCGUGUGAGGCGAACACCAGUGGCUGGACGAUGACUGUGUUUGGGGUGCUGGGGGCAGAUGGGGUCUCCAGGCAGGACAACACCCUACAAUUCAUGCUCAUCCUGUUCCUGAAGGUGUUCCUCAACAUUCUGGUGGCUGUAUCUUGCUCCCGGAGCCUGCGAAGCUCGCUGAUGGGAUACAUAGCGCACUCUGUGCUCCUGGCUGACGGCCUGCUCCUCUCCGCGGUGACGAUCCCCUGGCUCCUCGGGGAGCACGUCGACACCGCGCAGUGCAUGUGCUUUGUGUUGGCUCAUGCCUCAACCAUUUACUCUGUGCUGCCACUCCCAGUUCUGUUCCUGGGGACACUGGAUCAUGCCUCUCACCUGCUGCUCGGAGCUCCCCUCACGCACACCCGUAGUGGGCUUGCAUACUUCAUACUGGUCCUCCUUCUCUGGGCACUGGCCUGCCUUUACUCCUCCUUUGUCACAAACACGGUGGUGUGGCACAUCAACCGCUAUCAGCUGUGCAUGAUUCAGGACUCCAUUGUAGUGACUUACUUCAGCAUUGGACUCUGCUUACUCACUCUGUGUGUGCUGUUAACAUUCCACCAAGAAGCAACCACGUGGAUCAGAGCAAGCCUCAAGUACAUAGACUCUUGUCCAACCCCUGAACAUAGUGAUCUGACCUUCAAGUAUAAGAAGCUUCAGGAUCUGCAUAGUGAAGGGAUGAGUCUAGCUUUCUCCUGGACAGGGCAGGAGAGGGUGAAUGGAUCAGCAUUCUUCCUCAGCCAUGUCUUUGGUUUCGCAACCAACUGGGGCCCCUUUCUCUGCGUUACUACAGUCUUCUGGCUCCUGGAUUUCAAUGCGCCCUCUUACAUCAGCCUUAAUCUCCUCUGGCUGAUGUGCGCCAAUAGCCUGGUGGUUGGAAUGAUCUUUGCAUCCAGCGGCGAGGCAUCGAGGCUCUCUGUCUCGACCCUCGAUGAAAUCUGCGACUGGGAGAUGUGCUGGGCGCUUGUCCACCAGGACCGGCUUGCCCGUGGCAUUUUCACCAUCUCCAAGAAGACAAGAGCGGCCAUCGAGCAUGUCUAACCACCGGAGGGCACAGACCGAUCAAGGUUGAUUGCGGUGGACCUCUGUUCCAGCUAGGAAGUGUGCUAGCUCAUGUCAGACGCUCACACACGUCAGUUUCUAGAAUCCCUUCUGAAAGGCUAGUCUGUGGAAGCAGCUCAUCAGUAGCAUGCAAUAGUAGGUAGACUCCAAAAAAAUCAGACACAAGUAUCUUAUGAUGCCAAAGACAAAACUGAGCAUUUUUAUGCACAAAAACCGGAAGAUUACAGGAUCUGAUAACGUGCACAUUUAUCAGCAAGUCAAUGGUUAAAUUUCAACCACAGACAAAAGGGUCUAAGUUAGGAGAUAUGUUUUAUGUUAUCAUGCAGCAAUGUACCUGACCUUUGAGCACAUUUGGACUGUUCCUUCAGCUCACUUGGCAAAAGCAUACAUGGUAUUUUACAUUUCGUGACUUACAAAAUAUUUUUGUAUUUGAAUUCAAGCUAAUUGCAUAAAGUGUAACAUAAUAAAAUUCACUCAUAAAUGCCAAUAUCAAUAUUUGUAAUACACCUGCUGUCAUUCAAUACAUCUGGUUUCAGUGA